Molecule: messenger RNA, 2513 nt
Organism: Oppia nitens
Lineage: Eukaryota; Metazoa; Arthropoda; Arachnida; Sarcoptiformes; Oppiidae
Product: RNA-binding protein 12-like
Exons: 2
Coding region: 243-2336 (697 amino acids)
Biological process (GO): regulation of RNA splicing
Cellular component (GO): ribonucleoprotein complex; nucleoplasm
Molecular function (GO): RNA binding
Source: RefSeq, a predicted model, not a curated record
UAUUAGUGAAUGGCAUUCAUAUUGAGUGACAUUUGUAUGAAUGCAUUGAAUGAUUGCAUUUGUUUUGACAAACAUUUGAUUGAAAGUCACUUUUGGAUCAAUCCUUUGAUAACAUAUAUAAUAGUUGUCUUAAGUAUAAUAUCUGGUGUUUGAUUGAAGUGAUAAUCAAUAAAGAAGUGGUGGCUUUGGACUGUUUUCUUGUUUUAUAGAUUUUGAACCAUAAAAGGCAUGAAACAGAUUUGAUGAAUAAGAUGUCAAUAAUAAUCCGUUUGCAAAACCUUCCGCUUGAGGCCAACUCUCUGGACAUCAGACGCUUCUUUCAUGGCUUACAGAUACCCGACGGUGGCGUACAUAUAGUUGGCGGCGAUAAUGGAGAUGCAUUCAUAGCGUUUGCUAGUGAUGAAGAUGCUCGACAAGCCAUGGAAAGGAAUGGUCAUACAAUCAAAGACUGUCGGAUCAAACUAUUACUUAGUAGUCGUAAUGAAAUGCAAAAAAUUAUAGAUUUAGCCAGAAAUCAGACAAUUGCUAUAAAACCGUUAGACAAUAAUUCAAAUCAAACCAAUUAUGUUAACUCUGGUCAUAUGGCUCUUCCAAAUGUACAACAAAAUAGUAUUAAAUCUAAUUUAAGCGCCGGUAGGUUAACUAACCGAAGUCCCGAUAGAAGAGGUAUCAAUUCCCGAUCUAUGGAUAGAGAGAAUAGACUAAGAGAUAGGAGUAGAAGUCCUCUUCGUAAUGAAAGAGAUGUUAAUCUCAAUGGAAAUGCAGGCAAUGGUCUUAAUAGGAUGGGGUCAAUGAGCUCUGGACUUAUGAAUACAAUUAGAGAUUCACUUAAUAAUACAUAUCCAUCGUUGGAUACACCAGUUCGCUCAAGACUUGGAUAUUCCGAUGCUAUGCCUUCUUCUUUGAUUCAUGAAGAAAGGGGAGGUCAAUGGCAACCAAAUGAUAACUAUGGAGUACAGAGAAUGAAUUCCUCCGGAGAUUUUGAUCGAAACGCGGACUUAAUGAGAGACAACCACUUAAUUAGAAAUCAAUCCGAUAGGUCUUAUACUAUAGAAUUAAGGAAUUUACCGUUUAAUAUAGUCGUUCGGGAUAUUAUUAAUUUCUUUAAUGGUUUGUUUGUUCCCGAAGAGAAUAUAAAGAUUCUGAUUGAUGACAGAGGACUCACAACAGGCGGUGCUUUAGUCCGCUUUAACAAUGAGCGAGACUUUGAUGCCGCUCUUUCAAUGAAUAAGCGAUUCCUUAGCGACCGCAAGAUUGAUGUCCAACCACUUAUAGAUAGUGUUAUUGCCGACAACAACGAUGCGUUAUAUCCCCAACAAUCUCUUGCGCCUUCAAUUGCUCCAAAUAUGGGUCAACGACAGGCAUCAGGACAUGACUUAGUUCUUUAUAUGAAAGGCUUACCCUAUAAUAAUUGUACGGAAGUAGAUGUAACCAAAUUCUUUGAACCGAUUAAAUUGGUAGACAUUGUCAUUGAAUGUGAUCCAAAAGGCAAAAUCAGUGGCAAUGCAUUUGUUGAGUUUGAGACUAUCGGCGAUUAUGAGUUAGCACUACAGAGAAACAUGAAACAUAUGGGUCGGCGUUAUAUUGAACUGUUGCCCACAACCAGAGAUGAUAUGCUCGAUGCCCGAAGACUUUUUCAAACACCAAAUGGUCAAAACGCCAGCGAUAUGUCAAAGACUUUCUGUAUAAAUAUCACAGGACUUCCCCCUUCAGUUGCAAACAGAGAUUUAACGAACUAUUUUUCAUCACAUGGAGCACAACCUUAUGCUAUACACAUAAUGCUCAGACCCGACGGCUUUAAUGCUGGAGAAGCUUAUGUUGAGUUUGGAUCGCAUGAAUCACAAUAUAUAGCUCUUAAAAGAGAUGGAGAUUUUAUUGACAAUUGUCGUAUAAUGAUUAAGUCGGUCUCUUUUGAAGCCAUGAGACAAGUUGUAGGCAAUCCCAACCCACCACCAGUCCAUAUGCCAGACUCUUCCAUGGCAUCACUGCCUCAUUCACGACCACCAAGAGGUACACGAUUUGAUGAUCACAUGCGACCACCACGAAGGGGGGAUAGAGAGGAUAGAAGGAGUGGUCGUAACGAUCCAUUCAGUGAUAUUCGUUGUGUUAUUGUUUCUACUAAUAUACCGUACAAAGCAUCGAUUGAAGACAUUUGUGUCUUUUUCUCUGACUUUUCCAUAACUGAAGAAUGUGUGCGAAGACGUUUCAAUGAGAAGGGACAGCCAACAGCUGACGCACAGAUAGCUUUCCAUUCACCUGAAGAUGCGACCCGUGCUUUAAGACAAAUGCAUAAAAAGUUUUUAAUUGGAAGACCUGUCUUCUUAAGGCAUGCUUAAGACAUAUAUUAUCAAUUGAUUCGGUACUUAAACUAAUCACAAGUUUUUCAAUCUUUAGCUACAAUUUUACAUAUUUAAGUUAAGUCAUCAUUUGUACAGAAUAUUAAUUAAAGUUUACAAAAUAUUUUAACAUUACAUAAAAAGAUGACAUUUUAUUACAUUUAUAGAUUAAUUUAC